UCUUUAUUAUUUACAACCCUUCCCUGUGGAUCACUCAUUCCCGCAUCCACCCCUGCUGCUUCUAAUUUAACCCAAUUCCCUCCCUUUCGCGUGCAACUCUCUUCCCCCGUAGUUUCCUGGCAUAGGUAAGCAUCAUGUCCGUCCCCCUGUCCCUCCUCUCCACUUUCUGUGAAGCACCUGCAUCGACUCCACAAAUAUGCACCACUCCCCCAUUUUCUGCCUCGAAUUUUGUUCCUCUGCAUGUGUGGUGGCAUGAGCGGCUGAUGGGCUGCUUGUGCGCCUUGCCCACUUUGCGCAUGUAUGCCCACUACCCCUUCCCCCUCCUCCCUCCCUCCCUCUAUCCCUACGAUUGUGGUGCUGUGCGAGUGCCAUUGCGGGUUUCCCCGGGUGAUGAGCCUGUCCGCCUCGCUCGCUAUUUGGCGUGGUUCACAUGUGUGCCACCGCUGUGCCCCUCACCUCCUUUUCUGCACCACCCUUUCCACCUGUUCAUUUGAACGCCACUGUUUGACUAGCCCCGCCGGGCACACAUACAUCACGGUGCUUGGGAGCUAUUUAUCCAGGCAUAUAUCCAGCCAUUUUCUGGUCAAUUGGGCAUUGACUGCCGAUGACAAGCGGGCCGGGGCGCGUUAAUGGCCAAAAAAUG
Molecule: messenger RNA, 643 nt
Organism: Linderina pennispora
Lineage: Eukaryota; Fungi; Kickxellomycota; Kickxellomycetes; Kickxellales; Kickxellaceae
Exons: 1
Coding region: 135-494 (119 amino acids)
Source: RefSeq, a predicted model, not a curated record